CAACAGCUGUGACAGGCGGCACGACCACACACUCACCAAGGUCUGACACACAUGGAGGCUCACAGCUCCUCUGAAAAUUUGGAUUCAUCAAAGGAUUUUUUUCAAAGAAGUGGCUGCCGUGAGAAAAAACCUCUUUUGAUCAUCGUGGUCCAGAUUUCCUCUGGACACCCUGGCAUUUGACUCAUGACUCAUGGCUGCUUAGCUCUAAAAGAGGAUUUUACUGCUCGGUCUGGUGGAUGGACCGGCUCAUGGCACCUGCACAAAUCCAGCACUUACACUUCACUCUGGUUUUUGAUCUGAUUUUACUUUUUUCCAAUUUCACUGAGUAUUUCUUUCCAGUUUGUGAUGCUGAAGAAUCUGCAGUGCGUUUGCAUCAACCCUGCCCCUUUUAGGCCUCAGCCAAUCAGCCGCAACAUGGAGGAAGGAUCCAUCCGGUUUGAGUUGGAACGCCAGGCCUGCCAGAGUCUCAGGAAAGUUUUGCAGCUUAAACUGCAACAAAGAAGAACCAGAGAAGAACUGGCAACCCAGGGGAUGAUGCCACCGCUUAAAAGUUCAGCUGCCUUCCACAAGCAGACGGGGAGCUUGGAGCGCGCAUGGAGCGAAGAAGAUCUCAAACGGAAAAUUAAGAGCAAGCCUGAACAAUCAGGUCUCAAUCGGAGGCAAAUCUUGGAGGGGAUGUCAGCUGAGACAUUGUUUCUGAAGCGAGCUCGUCUCACCAAAGAUCUAAAUGAGAAGGUGGCUCACCGGCCGAGGCCAAUCGAUCUGAUCCACAAAAACAGACCUGUUCAGCCCAACAUCAAACAGGCCUCCACAGAUUUUCUGAAGACCUCCAGGGAGAGCUCUUCAUGCGAUGAGCACAGCAAUGACAGUCUGUCUCCAGGACAGGCAGUAAGCCAUGAGUGUCCUCUGGGCUCAGGGCUUGUCCAUUCUCCAUCAGAGAACCUGUCACGCAGCAGCAUCCCAUCUCCAACUCAGAUGCCUCCAGCAGGUCAUCAUUAUCCACCAAUUUGUGGAUCAUUCAACUCUCUGAAACUGGACAGUAGGACGUUGGACUCAUCAACCCUCAUGGGAGGUACUAACGCCCACAUUACGCCUAAACAGAACUCAGACCGCACCUGUCAGAAAAACAAGAAAACCAAAGACAACAAGCCAAAGAUCAAGAAAUUGAAGUACCAUCAGUACAUUCCUCCCGACCAGAAGGGAGAUAAAGAGUCUCCUCCUCAUCUGGACUCGUCAUACGGCAAGAUCCUCCAGCAGCAGCAGCUCUACCUGCAGCUACAAAUCCUCAGUCAGCAGAAAAACCACAACUACCACACCAUCUUGCCUGCACCACCCAACAGAGAUCAAAAGCAGUCUUCCUCUUCAAGUACAACAUCAACCUCUUCACCGCAAUCUUCUGCUCCCCCCUCUACCGACCUCCCUAACCAGCAGAGCCUAAUCUGUCUGAGUUCAUCAGCUGAGAUCAAAUCAGGGUCUGCAAAUCCAAAUCUGGAUAAUAUGAGGGUGACAGAGCUGAGGUCUGAGUUGAAACUACGCAGCUUGCCCAUCUCAGGCACUAAGACCAACCUCAUCCAGAGGCUGAGGAGUUACCAAGAAAAGAACCAAGGCUGUGACUUUACCUCUUCUCCAACAGCAGAGGGUACCAAAGGGCUGGAGCUCAAAGAAGGUCCAGAAUCCAGCAAAACUGGUGACCAUUUGUUGCAGGAACAGCAGUGUCUAAAGUUUGAAACAUCCUUUUUCAACGCUGAUCCAAGAAACGGAGUCAGUCCUGCUUUAAGCCCAGAGCAGCCUAUGAGAUGUGAAGAUACCAACCCCGUCCCUCCUCCUCUUACCUCGUCUUUGUCAAAGAGUCCCAAAUAUAUCAGCUUGAACGGCGACCCACUGGGAGAACUGAGUUGCUCUCCCACUGAGUUCAACCUUCAGCCCUCUUUGGUGGCUCGACAUCCUGCCAACAUUAAAAAAGAUCCCCCUUGUUGCACCAGAACACCUACUCACCUUUCCUUAAAGUCUGUGUCUCUGCAGAAACACUGCUUGGCUUCGUCCCCUGCGAAUACGGCCGCAGCUCCUUUGGUGACAGCAGACAAAGACAGAAUGCUGCGGGAGAAAGACAAGCAGAUUGCAGAGCUCACCAGGAUGCUGAAGCAGAAGCAGAGGCUGGUGGAGGUGCUGAGGAGGCAGCUGGAGCAUGAAAGCAGAGGAGCCCCAGAGCAGAGGGUUUUCCUAAAAGUUAAAGAAGAACCUCCUGAUAUCUCUUGUGGCUCUCUUCAAAUUUCAUCUGUUUCACCUGAACUGGAUUCCACCAGGAUAACCAUCAAGCAGGAAGCUGUUGAGGUGGAUAUAGGUGGAGCAUCUGUGGGACCUCCCUGCCAUCUUUCAUCUCUGCCUCCUACAACUGAAAAGAUAAAAGACUGGGUGCAUCUGUCACUACAGCCUGGCCAGAAAAUUCUGCAGAAAAAGCAAGAUCAUGUUUGUCUUCAGCAGCCUCCUCUACGGUUAGCUCAGCAGCAGGCAAUUCAAAGGUGCAUUCAAGGGACCCAACAGAAGCAGAAAAAUCCUCAAAAACAGCAAAAAAGACAAAGAGACCAGCAGAAGCAGCAUUGCCAACACUCAGAACAUCCGGAGCCCAGGCAGCCGAAGCAACAAGACAAGCCAAAGCAGCAGAGGUCUCUGUUUCAGAGACAGUCUAAGGAGAAACAAACCAGACAACUGCAGCAAAUUCAAAUGCAUCUGAAGCAGAAGUGUCCAAAAAACGUGGGCCUGCAGAGCAACUCCACCCCUGAUGUGGUUAUUGACGACACCGGGAAACAUUUUCUAAUUUCACCAAACAUAAACACAGACCAAAGCAGAAACAAUGCUGCUGACAGGAGAACAUCCAAUAACAUCACAUUGCAGGGGCAGAAGGGAUCAGCCCAGGCCUUCAUCUGUCAACCACAACAGGAAGGAUCUGACUGUUUGGGACCUCCUUCCAGUCUGCAGCCCUUUUUUAUGGAUCAGGACCCCGCUUUGAGGGGCAGAGACAACACCACACCACCCUUUCAAAAUGAAUUGUGCAGUGAUUUGGAUGUCUUGUUGAGUCCGCUGUCUCCUGCUUCUGUUAAGACAGCUUCUUCUCUGCUUGAUGACCAUCAGGAACAAGAGAAUGAAGACAAUAUCAUUGACAUCAUUUUGCAGGCAGGAGAAAUGUCCUUCAGGCCUUCCACUGACCCUUCUCUGGACUCUCUAGAUUCAGCUUCCUUCUCCUGCCUCUCUCCUACCCCCCUACCUCACCUAUUGAUUUCCCAACCCAUCCCUUCCAGCCCUGAUCCCUCCAAGCCUGCUGCCUCUCUUCAGCCUGAGCUGCAGGAGGAGAAACAUCACCUCUCAACAAAUGGACGGCUGGAGGACUUCCUGGAAAGCACAACUGGAAAGCCUCUGCUGGGGGUGGAGCCAGGGGGGUUGAUCACAUUGAUCGAUGACCUACACAGCCAGCUGUUGUGCACCCCCAGCAUUCUGGACCAUCCUCCUUCUCCCAUGGAUGCCCUUGAUGAUGUAGGAAGAUGGGGGUUUGACAACAAAGGCUGGCUGGAUCUCAGUACAAGGGGAGACUUGGAUGAAGACACGCCCACCUUGGCCCCACUGGGUCCGCCAACACCCGUCAGUGUCUUUUCUAUGGACUUCCUGGAUAGCGCCGACUUGCACUUAAACUGGGACUCCUGCUUAUAGCAGGACUGUGAUGACGGAGCACCAACCAACAACUGCGACUCGCAGGACAACCCCAGCAAUUUGAUGUCUCUGUGUUUCAUAGAUGCUGCUGCACUCAUGGUUUCUUAAUUUAUUAUCAGGCAGUUCCAAUCCCAAUUGUUGCGUCUUGAACAAAGGUCGUGUUUACACACAUGCUGGACCUUUGUGAUUUUAACCCUUUAACAACAGAGUUUUAGCUUCAGUGUUGACAUUCUUUGAAUUAUGGUAACUCUUCAACUAUUUACGUAAUUAAUGUAAUUCAACUGAUUCUGAUGUGGAUGAAAGUAGCUUUCUGCUACACUUUACAGGAAUAACAUGUUUAUGCAAUUGGUGUUAACCAAACCCCAAAAGCACGUAUCAGAGUCGCCCGUAGAAUCUGUUAAGUUAAUUUAGAACAGUCAAAGAAUAACAGUAGUUCAAAGAGCGUGUGUUAUUUUGUGUUGCUGGAGACAAUUUCGUCAAUGAAGGGUUAACCUGAACUACAGUCCUUAUUUACUAUUGUAUAUCCCAUAGGUCAGAGUCAUGCCUAUGUCAAAAAGGUGGAUUGACAGGACUUUUCCUCAUCAUAAUGAUACUUUGGGACAAAAACCUUUGUCUAGCAACUGAAACCCUACAGAAAUUUUUUUUAGAUACAACACAGUCUUGCCUUGUCUUGACCUAAUUGAGCUUUUUCUGAGCCUUUAUAGGGAUGUCACUAAAAUAGUCACGGGAUUUGUUUUAUUCUACGGAAUAAAUGCAGGUUCGUGAACACGCUUUUAAUCAAUCAAACUUUAUUUAUAAAGCACUUUUCAUAUAAAAAUAUAACACAAAGUGCUUUACAUUAAAACACAACAAAUAUAAAAACAAGUAUUG
Messenger RNA from Oryzias latipes (Japanese medaka), 4572 nucleotides. Its product is annotated as myocardin-related transcription factor A. The record is from RefSeq and is a predicted model, not a curated record. Gene Ontology annotation, cellular component: nucleus. Gene Ontology annotation, molecular function: transcription coactivator activity. NCBI's taxonomy places the organism in Eukaryota, Metazoa, Chordata, Actinopteri, Beloniformes, Adrianichthyidae. Gene Ontology annotation, biological process: smooth muscle cell differentiation; positive regulation of transcription by RNA polymerase II.